Oppia nitens is the source of this 745-nucleotide messenger RNA. RefSeq lists its product as uncharacterized. The transcript is spliced from 2 exons. The record is from RefSeq and is a predicted model, not a curated record. Lineage: Eukaryota; Metazoa; Arthropoda; Arachnida; Sarcoptiformes; Oppiidae. The coding region runs from base 48 to 665 and encodes 205 amino acids.
UUAUUUAUUAUCGUAUCAUUUAGUGAUCCAACACUUAAACAGCAAAUAUGUCUCAAUUAAACAUAUUUUCAACAAUUGUUUUGUCACUGUUUGUGAUUCUAUUAAUUGAUUGUAUAGACAGUAGUCGACAACUAUCCCGAAAUGAUAGACAAGAGUUAGCAAAGUUUAAACUAACAGUUAAACUAUUGAAUGCUGUUUUGAAUGAUAAUGACAACAAUCCAGACGCUGGUACUGGUGGUGGUCAGGGAGGAGGAGGAGAAGGAGCUAGCAAUAGGAAUCUGCCGGCCGUUAGUUCCGGUAUAGAAGCAGACAAUGAGAAAGGCGUUGUAUAUUCUGAUUCAAAUAGGAAAAGAAUUAACAAACAGGAAUACCUGAGACUUAAACAGGAAUGGGAUCGACAACAACAACAACCUAAUGGUGGUGUUGGUGUCAACAACAACAGUGGGACUACCGUACCGGUUGGUCCACCCAGAAAACAAUGGGGUGGUUACUCGGCGCACCAGAAUGGUGGAGGUGUCUAUCAACACAUUGACAAAAAUGGCAAAACUUAUAGUACAUAUGGCAUACCAGCCCCACCAGUCUUUACCUACUAUGAUAACAAUCGUAAUAAAGUUAGCAGGGAACAUUGGAGACAAUUUAAUAGCGAUUGGCCUAAAGAUGAUUAAUUAAUUCAUUAAUAAACUAAUGUAAUAACUAGUAAAUUAUUUUCUCUUUUUUUUAAAUUAAAUAUUAUAGACUAAAUGUU